GGAGGAUAGAAAAGAGAGGCAGAGACGAUGAAGGAGGGAGAGAGAGAGUUGAGCUCUCUGGAGUAAAUCUCUCAAUCUGUUCAGGGUGUGAGGUGGACUAACUCACUCCAGUGGACAAGGACUCACAGGGAUUCACAGGUUUAUUCCGUUCUUCAGUGGCGCAGGGGAGCGUUAGGAGUGGAUACUCUGCAAAUGGAGACCUUUCUUCUUAUUUUCCCUGAUGUCUCUUCUCCGACAUCGAAGAAGUCAACACAACCUUUACAUUAAUUGCCAUCGCACGUUUUGAAGUGAAGCCAAGCUCCUUAGACUUACCGGCUAAACUGUGGAUGGAGAUUAUGAGGAACUCUCAGUCUCUGCACGUGUUCCUUGUUACCUUUGCGUUUCCUUUAUUUUCAACUCUCCUCUGCCCUUCAAAUGCCAGCUCAGGGUCUGAUUAUGACUACGGAGCCCACCCACGCUUUGUAUGCACCCCUAUUCCCGUGGACGCGGACCCCGCCUGCUUCCCUACAGGGGGUCCGGGCGUAGGGGCGGCGGGGCCCAGCGGACCAGGUCAUCAAAGUUCCCCUCCUGCUGGCUGGUGGGGGGCGAGUGAGGAGGCAAAAGCCACCAUCCUCCACCUCAGGGAGAGCCUCGUCCAGCAGAAGGAGACCAUCCUGGACCAGAGGGAGACCAUCAGGGAGCUGACGGCCAAGCUCACGCUGUGCGAGGGUCUCGGACGCGGCGCGGCGUCCCACGACGACUUCCACGGCACGGCCUCGCACCCCCAGCACGCCGGGUCGGCCGACCAUCACGCCGUCACCGACGACGGGCACUAUGGCGACCAGCAGGGUCGCCAUGGAAACCUCAUACCAGACUCGCCGCACUACGGCUCCGUGGGGAGGCAACGAGCCGACGGGGGGCACGGCGUCAACCACAAGGGGAAGGAUAAACACGUGACACCGGGGGACAUAACGUCCUCGCCGGAGCAGAUGGAGAGAAUGCUGCAGGCGCUGAAGGAGAGGCUGGACAAUCUGCAGAAGAGGAACACAUCCAUCACCUACUCCAGUUCUCUGAAGGAGCUUCUUCAGAGGAAGAUCAGCGCUCUGGAGCAGCAGCUGCACCAUCGCGGCUCCUCCAUCAGCGGCUCGGACCGCCACCACGAAGACGGUGGCCACGGAGACGACGGAGACCAUCACCACGACGACGACGACGAGCGUCUGGAUGGCAAUCACCGCGACGACGGACACCCGAACGACCACAACGAUGGCGGUCACAGCGACAACAGCAACCACACCGACAGCCACGGUGACGACCGCCAUGAUGCAGACACGGGCCGUGACCAUCACCACCAUGACGAUGAUGAUGAUGAUGAAGACCGGCAUAAUAACGAAGCAGACAGCCACAGUUACGUUUCACACACAGGAUACAGAGAGCCAGCGCCACGGACCGGUUUUCACUCUCAUAAAUUGGAAGCAAUGCUCAACCAGCUGCACCUGACAGGUUCCGCCAGGACAAAGUUAGAGAGUCCCGACGCCUUCCAGAUCAGCUUCCCCAUGAGAACCAACUACAUGUCCGGGCGAGUGAAGAGGACGCUCAUGCAAGAGAUCUUCGCUCUGACUUUGUGUCUCUGGAUCAAGGCGGGCGUGGCGCCCGGCCUCGGGACGCCUUUUUCAUACUCUGCCCCCGGACAGGCCAACGAGCUGGUGCUCAUCGAGUGGGGGGACAACCCCAUGGAACUGCUGAUCGACGACAAGGCCGUGACGCUCCCUCUGUCCCUUGAGGGGGGCCAGUGGCACCACGUGUGUGUGACCUGGUCGACCCGGGAUGGACAGUGGGAGGCCUACCAAGACGGCGUGCAGAAGGGGUCCGGGAUCGACCUUUCCCCCUGGCACCCUAUCAAGCCCGGAGGGGUCUUCAUUCUGGGGCAGGAACAGGACACUCUGGGAGGCCGUUUCGACGCCACUCAGUCGUUUGUGGGCGAGAUGUCGGACGUGCACAUGUGGUCACACGUCCUGACUGCGAGCGACAUCUACAGCUUGGCCUCGUGCGGCAGCCACCUGCGAGGGGAUGUCAUCGCUUGGUCCGAGGCGGAGGUGGAGCUUUUUGGAGGCGUCGCCAAAUACCCCUUUGACCCCUGUCACUGAAAGGCCAUGUGACGGAGGGGUGUGGGGGGGGGUUACAUCCUGGGGCGGACUGAGAACAUUUAUCAUAGAUCAAAAUGUGCAAGAAUAAGACAGAAAAUCCUUUGGCUUUCAGGUAUUUUUUUUGGACGACCACUCAGCGGCACCAACUCAAUGCCUUCCUCUAAACUUAAUCAGAGAAAAGAGCAAUAAACCUAAUCUGUGUUUACAGAGACUUUGAGUAUUUAGUAGACUUUGGUCUUUAGGUUUUGGACUCCACUGUAAUCCUGAGCUAGUUUUUUUUUUGAACAGACAAGUGCUGUAUGUGACAUAUUGUCAUAUUGUUAAUAAGACUUAAUAUUGUAGCGUCUGCGAUCAAAUGAGCAGACCUCACGUGUGUUCUGUUGUGGUGAAUUAACAGACGUUAGUCAUAGAUAUGUUUUGAGGAAUCGAUUUGUAAUCUGGAUGCUUCUUUUUUUAUUAAAAGGUGAGCCAGAAAAUACAGCUAAUCAACCAAAGAAAAUGUAGGAUUGAAACACUUUGUGUCAUAGAUGUUUUGUUUUUGGUUAAAUUUGAUUCAUUUUUGUUUGAAACUGUGUAUUUUGUGUGUUCCAGUCAUUGCACGAUGGCUUCUUAAUUUCUUACAUGAUUUGGCCUUGACAGUUUAUUUGUUAAUGUACUGUAUAUGAAACACUGAAUUUUGGCCAGAUUUAAUUUUUGGUGUUAAAAAUUGUGUGCGUGCGAGUUCUUUCUUUUUUUUAUGUUAAGAAAACGCAAAUAAAUAAAAAGUAUAAAAACAG
Messenger RNA from Gasterosteus aculeatus aculeatus (three-spined stickleback), 2899 nucleotides. Its product is annotated as neuronal pentraxin-2. Lineage: Eukaryota; Metazoa; Chordata; Actinopteri; Perciformes; Gasterosteidae. The record is from RefSeq and is a predicted model, not a curated record.